AUGAAUAAGAUCAUUAUAUUUUUCUGUUGUAUCUAUGUAGCAAGAGGUUUUGUGGUGCCACGUUUCUUCGAUGGGCCUAAACCCAGGAUCGUAGGAGGAAUAGAUGCUCCAGCAGCUUCUGCGCCUCACCAGGCUUCGUUACGAACCCUGUUCAACUAUCACUUCUGUGGAGGAUCCAUUAUAAGUAACAGAUGGAUUUUGACAGCCGCUCACUGUACUUUAGGGCAAUCGAGUUUUACAAUGAAGGUGGUUGUUGGAACUAACAGUUUGUCAAACGGUGGAAUAUCCUAUUUUGUAGAUAAAAUAAUAAUACAUGACGAUUUUAGCUACAGCGAAAUUAAGAAUGACAUAAGCGUUAUUAAAGUGUUUAGGGAUAUAAUAUUUAAUGAGCUUGUACAACCAAUACCGUUGCCAGACACAAAUACGCCAGGAGGUGCCAAUCUUACUUUGACUGGAUGGGGUACUACAUCUUAUCCUGGUAGCAGUCCCGACAAGCUGCAAGUCAUAAAACUGCUGUCACUAAGCGCGGAAGACUGUGAGGAUAUUUACAGUAAAGUUGAUUCACCAGAUGUUGAUAGCACUCAGAUAUGUUCAUUCACCAAGCAAGGAGAAGGUGCCUGUCAUGGUGACUCCGGUGGCCCGCUGGUGGAAAAUAACACAGUAGUGGGUAUAGUAUCAUGGGGAAUGCCGUGCGCCAGAGGAUACCCUGAUGUCUUUACACGAGUUUUUGCUUUCAAAGACUGGAUAACAGAAAACACUUCUGAAUGA
Danaus chrysippus (African queen) is the source of this 768-nucleotide messenger RNA. NCBI's taxonomy places the organism in Eukaryota, Metazoa, Arthropoda, Insecta, Lepidoptera, Nymphalidae. The record is from the annotation of a GenBank genome assembly.